Sciurus carolinensis (gray squirrel) is the source of this 2750-nucleotide messenger RNA. RefSeq names its product zinc finger and BTB domain containing 8 opposite strand (gene Tslig1). The record is from RefSeq and is a predicted model, not a curated record. The coding region runs from base 291 to 623 and encodes 110 amino acids. The transcript is spliced from 7 exons. Gene Ontology annotation, biological process: tRNA splicing, via endonucleolytic cleavage and ligation. Gene Ontology annotation, cellular component: tRNA-splicing ligase complex. Lineage: Eukaryota; Metazoa; Chordata; Mammalia; Rodentia; Sciuridae.
CUACCUUGCCCCAUAGGAGCUUCAGGCAUCAAUUUAUUGUACCCUGUGUGCGCCCUAUCUUGUAGUAUCUUUUGUAUUUGUCCUAAAGGGUUCUAAAAGGAAUAGGCCACCUGGUUUGGGAGUCAGGAAAUCUAGGCUUCCACACUUACAGUUUCUUGAACAACUUCCACAAGCGCCUGAUCACAUUUGAGUUUUACCAGUGCGCUAAUUAUAAAGAUUUGGAUCAUACAGCAGAUGUCCAGUUACAUGCAUGGGGAGAUACUCUGGAGGAAGCAUUUGAGCAGUGUGCAAUGGCCAUGUUUGGUUACAUGACAGAUACUGGGACUGUGGAACCCCUCCAAACGAUAGAAGUAGAAACCCAAGGAGAUGACUUACAGUCUCUUCUGUUUCACUUUUUGGAUGAGUGGCUUUAUAAGUUCAGUGCUGAUGAAUUCUUCAUACCCCGGGAAGUAAAAGUACUUAAUAUUGAUCAAAGAAAUUUUAAAUUGCGUUCAAUUGGGUGGGGAGAAGAAUUUUCAUUGUCCAAGCACCCUCAGGGAACAGAAGUCAAAGCAAUAACAUAUUCAGCAAUGCAGGUCUAUAAUGAAGAGAAGCCAGAAGUUUUUGUGAUAGUUGAUAUUUAAAAUACCAAAAAAGAAAAAAGAAAAGGAAAGAAAGAUGAACUCCUAUGAAGAACUUUUUUUCAAAAUCCUCCUUUUGAGAAGAUCAGUGAUUUGAUUUCUGUGGUAUCUUGAUAAAUGGGCAUUUAUGCAUCAGGGAUUUUUAACUUAAAGUGUGACAUUCAGAAAUGGAAAAUCAGAGCAGAGCCUUGGUCUGUGUUCCCUACAUAUUCAGACUUUGAAGAAUUCUUCAGUGCUUGAGGGCAAUUAUGUUCCUUCCUGUGUUCAUUCCCUGCUAUGGCAGCAAGUACCCCAGAUUCUUCUAAUGGAAUGAGAGCCCUCCAGUUUGGUCCCAGAAGGGAUCACUGAUAUAAGUAAUAGUUGGGAUAGAAUCCAGUUUGGAAAAAAGAAUAAUAUGAGAAAAUAACAUUUCUUUACCUAGAAUUCGUUUUUCUUCUAAAUUGAUUAAGACACAUAUUUUGUCUGUACCUAAAGGAUGUCAUGUUUUACAUAACUGUGGGACAGUUAUCCUGUAUUCCAGUUGGUUUUCUUACAAGAACUGACUAGAAGAAUUCCAUAGGAUUUUCUUUAUCAUACUCUCAAAUUUUUAAAAAAUAUUUUUUUAGUUUUCAAUGUACCUUUAUUUUCUUUAUUUAUAUGUGGUGCUGAGAAUCAAACCCAGUGCCUCACACAUGCUAGGCAAACAUUCUACUUCUGAGCCACAACCCCAGCCUUCAUACUCUUAUUAAGCAGUGAUAAUGGAUUGCAUUUUUCUGUUUUCUCAUAAGAAAAAUCUGAUAGUAGUUAGGUACAUUGGCACAGACCUGUAAUCUCAGCAACUACCGAUGCUGAGGCAAGAGAAUUGCAAGUUUGAGAACCAGCCUCAGCAACUUAGGGAGACCCUAAGCAAUUUAGUGACACUCUAUCACGAAGUUAAAAAUAUAAAGGGCUGGAGAUGUGGCUUAGUACUAAAGUACCCUGUUAAAAUCUCCAGUACCAAAGAAAGAAAAAUCUGAUGCUAUACCUCGCUUUUUUGAGAGGGAGGGGGACAGUACUGGAAAUUUGGGUACUAUGUCACCAUACCCACCUGACACUUUUUUUGGGGGGGGGGUACAGGGAGUUGACACAGUGGCACCUAACCAUUGAGCCACAUCCCUAGCCCUUUUUAUUUAUUUAUUUAUUUAUUUAUUUUUGGUGCUGGGGAUCAAACCCAGGGCCUUGUGCUUGCACCACAAGCACUCUACCGACUGAGCUAUCUCCCCAGCCCCUAUUUUUUGAGAUGGUCUCUGAGUUGCUUAGGGCCUUGCUAAUUUCCUUUGGCUUUGAACUUGCCAUCCUCCUGCCUCAGUACCCCCACCACAUCCCAGUUGCUGGGAUGAGAGGUGUAUGCCACCUUGCCUGACUCUUUGUUGUAAAAAGUUCUUUAGAGACAGGAGGCUAGGGAAACAACUUUAAAGUUAUCUGGAGUUUGGGGAUUUAGCUCACUGGCAAAGUGCUUGCCUAGCAUGCACAAGGCCCUGAGUUUGGUACUUGGCCUUGAAAAAUAAAAAAAAAAAUUAUCUGAACUUUUUUUGUACGAGUGGUGCUGGGAAUCAAAUCCAGGGCCUCCAAAAUGUUAUACAAGUACUCUAACUCGAACUCCAGAGAUACUGGUAUUAUAGGAGUGUGCCACCACUCUGGGCUCUUAUCUAAACUUUUUUGGAAGGGAUGGAGGUGUACUGGGAAUUGAACCCAGGAACACUCAACCAUUGAGCCACAUUUUGUAUUUUAUUUAGAGACAGGGUCUCACUGAGUGAGACUGCUGCUGAGGCUGACUUUGAACUCGUGAUCCCCGUGCCUCAGCCUUCUCAGCCACUGGGAUUACAGGUGUGCACCACUGUGACUGCUUUUCUGAACUUCUUUAAGUAGAUAAUUUGCAAGUUGAUUUGCAACCCUAGUUUAUGAUAUUCUCUCAGAGCAUAAAAUUAACACCUGGUAGUGCCAAAUGUCAGUACAGGGUGUUGAACCUGCAUUAAAAGAAAGGGAUUAGGGGCUGGGAUUGUGACUCAGUGGUAGAAUGCUUGCCUAGCAUGUGUGAGGCACUGGGUUCAAUCCUCAGCACCACAUAAAAAUAAAUAAAACAAAGGUAUUUUUUAAAAAAGGGAAGUGAUU